Messenger RNA from Athene cunicularia (burrowing owl), 3269 nucleotides. RefSeq names its product TBC1 domain family member 10A (gene TBC1D10A). Lineage: Eukaryota; Metazoa; Chordata; Aves; Strigiformes; Strigidae. The record is from RefSeq and is a predicted model, not a curated record. The transcript has 8 exons. The coding region runs from base 1080 to 2258 and encodes 392 amino acids.
GGGCAGGGAGCAGGGCAGUGCUGCCAGCUGGAUGUGGCCCUGGGCUCUUCAUGCCGCUCACUUUCUGGCUCCUAAUGCAGAGAGGUCCAGGAUGAGGCAGGGCCUGUGUGUGCUGAAGUAGGGCUGGGUGCUUGCACCUCCCUGGAAGAUGCUCGGGGCCUCAAAAAGAAUCCGGCCCCUCCUGAGAUUGGCAUGGCCACAGGGCAGUGUGGAGCCGAACCCAGGAAGGCAUUGAGUCUGGCUGAAGCUGGCCCUUCUUCAGUGGUGGCUUGAAGGAGCUUCUGCUCUCCCUGGGAUGUCCGUGCCCAGGGCCUGGCUGAGCUGUUUGUCCCCUGUCACCUUGCAGAGGGUGCAUAGCGGGGGGUGUUCAAGGCCACAGUGAUGGCUUCCCCCUUGCCAGCUUUGAUGUCGUGGCAGCAUCCCUGCCUGCCUCAGUAGGGUUAAAUCGGAUUCCCCGGCUAGGCUGGGCCGUUGCUGGAAAACAUUCCCCUCCCUCCCUCCUGGGGGACCCUCGGCCUGGGCUCGGUGCCAGGCCUGGAGCAGUUCCAAGCUUUCAGGGCGCAAGCAUGGCUGGGGCCGUGCAGAUGACAUGAUGCUUAUGGCCCCGGCUUUCUCCGUCUGCAGUCAGCCUCUGCGGGGGGAACCAGACCUUGCUCAGCUCAGCUAAUGGCUCUGGCUGCGCUCCCCAGUUCCUCACCUUCCUGGUGUGCCCUUCUCUCUGGGCACAGGUCCCCAGGGAUGCUCAGACACAUGGUGUGUGCAGUGCAGGCUGCUCCUGAGAGAUUUUGAACUUGUGGGGAGUUGGGGCUGUGCUGGUGUGGUGAUUUCAUGGGUGGUGAGCGCUUCCGGCAGCGCCGAGCAGCUGCUGAAACACCGGCACUCUCAAGCGUGUCCCAGCCGGGCUCUGCACCUGCAGAGGGGGCUGUGGGGGGCACCCAGGGUGCUGGAGAGGACAGGGAGGGGGCUCUGCGCUGCAGGGAGAGCUCGGCACUACACUGACCAGCCUCUUCUUCCCAUCCCGCAGGCUGGAGGAGGUGCCCUUGGAGGUGCUGCGCCAGCGGGAGUCCAAAUGGCUGGAUAUGCUCAACAACUGGGACAAGUGGAUGGCCAAAAAACACAAGAAGAUCCGGCUGCGGUGCCAGAAGGGGAUCCCGCCCUCACUGCGGGGCCGUGCCUGGCAGUACCUCUCCGGGAGCAAGGUCAAGUUGGAGCAGAACAUUGGCAAGUUUGAUGAACUGGAUCUCCUCCCAGGCGACCCGAAAUGGCUGGAUGUGAUCGAGCGGGAUCUCCAUCGGCAGUUUCCAUUCCACGAGAUGUUUGUCUCACGUGGAGGCCACGGGCAGCAGGACCUGUUUCGGGUGCUGAAGGCGUACACGCUGUACCGCCCAGAGGAGGGCUACUGCCAGGCCCAGGCCCCCAUCGCCGCUGUCCUGCUCAUGCACAUGCCGGCUGAGCAAGCGUUCUGGUGCCUGGUGCAGAUCUGUGAGAAGUACCUCCCUGGCUACUACAGCGAGAAGCUGGAGGCCAUUCAGCUGGAUGGGCAGAUCCUCUUCUCGCUGCUGCACAAGGUCUCGCCCGUGGCCUACAAGCACCUGAGCAAGCAGAAGAUCGAUCCCAUCCUCUACAUGACGGAGUGGUUCAUGUGCGCCUUCUCCCGCACGCUGCCCUGGAGCUCCGUCCUGCGUGUCUGGGACAUGUUCUUCUGUGAAGGGGUGAAGAUCAUCUUCCGGGUGGGCCUUGUGCUGCUCAAACACACUCUGGGCUCCUCGGACAAGCUCAAAUCCUGCCAGGGCCAGUACGAGACCAUGGAGAGGCUGAGAGCCCUCAGCCCCAAGAUCAUGCAGGAGACCUUCCUGGUGCAGGAGGUCAUCGAGCUGCCAGUGACGGAACGUCAGAUCGAGCGGGAGCACCUGAUCCAGCUGAAGAAGUGGCGGGAGACGCAUGGGGAACUGCAGUGCAAGUCCCCCCCGCGCCUGCACGGGGCCAAGGCCAUCAGCGAGGCCGAGCCCCCCACCCUCAAAGCGCUGGAGCCUGUCCCCUCCAUCAUUGUUCCCCCUGGGCCCGCUCCCGUGCCCAAGGCCCGCAAGAGCAAGGAGAAGAGCCGAGAAAAGGGCCCGGCCAGCCCCGCCAACGGCCCCGGGGCUGAGGGUAAUGGGGCGCCCGGCUCGGCCCGGGAGCUGCUGCACCCCCAAGUCUCCCCCCACCACCAGUCCAAGGAGAGCCUGAGCUCCCGGGAGAGCGAGGACACGUAUUUGUAGGGCCGGCGCGGCGCUGGGUCUGCACCCCGGGCAGCCGGGCUCAGCUGGGCUGCGCACGGACCCGGGCUCAAGGACACUGGCGGGGGCUAUGCGGGGACCGGUGGCGCCUGGCACUGGGGGCUCUGAGCUAGAGGGGUGGGGACAGGCAGGCUGGCAUGGCUUUGCAGGGACACCCCUCUCCCCAUGUGCGGGGAUGUUCGCUCAGGGGGUGCUCGGAGCCAGGGGGGCAUUCCUGGGAGCUUGGCCAGGUGUGGUGACCGAAGGGGGGGACACCUCCAGUCUGUGCUGGGUGCCCACCCCGGCAGGGUGCUGGCACCAUGAGCGGUGGGAGCCCUGGCAGGGGGUGGCUGAGCCACCUGAGCUCCCUCCCGAUGGCUGGGGGGGCUGGGCUGCCCCCUUGGGCCCUUGUCCCUGUCCCAGAGCCCCUUGACCCGCUGCCCCCAGGGUCCCUCCUGCAGCCCCCACCCUCCUGCCCACCCUGUGCCAGCUGGGCAGACCCAGACCCAGUUCCUGAGCACUUGUGCCUGGCGCAGGGGGGCUGGGGGUACGUGAGGAGCCAGGGGGACCCCUUGCCCCCCUCCUCUUUAUCUAGUGAGGAUAUAUCAAGCUGUAGCCCUAUAUGUAGUACCAAAUUUACCUACUCACUGAGCCUAUUUAUUAUUCCUCCGUGGCAGUAACCGUUGCAGGACAGGGACCGAGGUUGUGAGCUGCAGGCAGGAUGUGCUGGAGGCAGUGGGAUUUGAUGCCUGACUGUGGGGCUAAAGCCCCCCCCUGGCCCUAUCUCUGGGCUCCCCAUGGCUCAGGGGGAGCGUUCACCCUGCUAGGGUUCUCCCCACCCCUGCAGCCCGGCGGAGGUGAGAUGGGACGGGUGAGUGGCUGGGUGCUCCUCCGUUGUGGGGUCCCCUCUCUUCCCCUCUGCCCUCCCCAAGGGCCGGGGGUGGCUUUGUAAAAUAAAGCGGGGAAAAAUGGUUUUGUACAAAGGGGUAAAAUAAAGCAGGAUUGUGUAAAGGC